Molecule: messenger RNA, 3629 nt
Organism: Thamnophis elegans (Western terrestrial garter snake)
Lineage: Eukaryota; Metazoa; Chordata; Lepidosauria; Squamata; Natricidae
Gene: KCTD15
Product: potassium channel tetramerization domain containing 15
Exons: 5
Coding region: 395-1165 (256 amino acids)
Biological process (GO): protein homooligomerization
Molecular function (GO): protein binding
Source: RefSeq, a predicted model, not a curated record
GCUGCUUAAGAGCCCGGCGGGGUCGGGGGCCCCGGGGAAGCCCCGCUCCCCGGCCUGCCAGGGUGGGGGGACGGACAGGGGCCGCCAGCGUCGCUUCCCCGCGGGCUCCGCUCGGCGCCACCUCCGCCUCGUCUCGGCCGCGCCACGGCUCCGCUUGGGAGGCGCGCGCGCGCGCCGCCGCUUCCCCCGGAGCCGGUUCAUCGGAAGGGGCAAAAGCCGCUGCCGCCGCCGCGUGAAGACCGCGAUGCCCGGCUCGGCCUCAGCUCCACCGCCGCCCGGGGGGACGUGGCUCGCGCCGGCGCCCUAGCCCCCGGCACCGCCAGGCCAGGCGGGUUGGCGGGCAGCGGCGGCCGGCUCUGCAGCCUUGCAUGGUUUCUAGGAGGAAGGCAGAGCAAUGUCCCGGCUGUCUCUGACACGGUCCCCAGUUUCUCCCAUUGCUGCUCAAGGAAUUCCUCUGCCUGCCCAGCUCACCAAAUCUAACGCCCCGGUGCAUAUUGAUGUAGGAGGUCACAUGUAUACCAGCAGCCUAGCAACUUUGACCAAAUACCCCGAUUCCAGAAUAAGCCGCCUCUUUAAUGGCACAGAGCCGAUUGUCUUGGACAGUUUAAAACAACACUAUUUCAUUGAUCGAGAUGGUGAAAUAUUCAGAUACAUCUUGAGCUUCUUAAGAACUUCAAAGCUGCUGCUCCCGGAGGAUUUUAAGGACUUCAGUCUUUUGUAUGAAGAAGCCAAGUAUUACCAGCUGCAGCCGAUGAUCAAGGAACUGGAGCGAUGGAAGCAGGAGAAAGAGCAACAGAAACAUUUCCAGCCCUGUGACUGCUUGGUGGUGAGGGUGACGCCGGAUCUUGGUGAGCGGAUCGCCUUGAGCGGGGAGAAGGCGCUGAUCGAGGAGAUCUUUCCAGAGACGGGAGAUGUGAUGUGCAACUCGGUGAAUGCCGGCUGGAACCAGGACCCCACCCAUGUCAUCCGCUUCCCUUUGAACGGCUACUGCCGGCUGAAUUCGGUACAGGUUCUUGAACGGUUGUUCCAGAAGGGGUUCAAUGUGGCAGCGUCCUGUGGGGGAGGCGUAGAUUCCUCCCAGUUCAGUGAAUAUGUGCUGUGUCGUGAAGACAGGAGACCACAGCCCAAUACCACCAUCAGGAUAAAGCAAGAACCCCUGGAUUAAGGACGGACUCCCUCCCUCCUUUGAGACAGUAGGUGGGUUCAAAGGUCCCUUGGGUGGAAACACUUGGGACUCCCAGGACAGUAUUAUGCAGGAGCAGCCAGCCUGUUUCCGAAGCAACCCUGUUGCAUGGCCAGCCAUGACUCUCACGUGGAAGCAAGGACAAUGACCCAACCCAGAGGUCUUUGUAUUAUCACUCAAGUCGUCAUCGCAGUGCACUUGGAAGUCUGGCGUUUUGUGGGAUUGUAUUGGCCCAUGGAAAGUAGUGAUGCUUCUGUAAAGAACUAACUGGACUGAAUUUGGUGGAAAAGACCAGUUGAUGUAAUUAAAGUAUGUCUCACUGAAGGAAUAAGCCCACCAGCUUUCUGGAGGACAGUCCCUCUGUCCUACGCAGGUGACGAGAUCUUGAUAGCUGCCAGAAGGAAGCUGGUGGUAUUCUGAGCGUCUUCCCUCAACCCUGACAGUCAUUACUUUCCUAUCUCCAUUUGUUACUCACCAUCCUUUGCUCAUUCCUUGGAUUCAUUGUAUUAUGGCUUAUUUUUCUAUGGCAGCUGUCUUAGAGGAGCCAGUUCAGGAAGGGACCAGAGCUCUUAUGGUGCUGAACCUGAUUUCAUUCUUUCCAGCCCCACAUCUUUACUGUCCUCCUUCCCCCAUGCGCAUACACAUCUCACACAGCUGCAAAUUCUAAACAAAAAGAGCUUCAAAAUCAAGUCCUUUUGCAAAAUUAUGUAGGUCCUGAGGUGAGCCCGAGUUAUGGUAUGCUGGUUUUCAUUGUCGUUAAGAACGGGAACUGGCUAAAUUGUGUCUCAAGUCACCUUUCAUUCUUCACUUGAAUUCAGUCCCCAUAUUGCCUUGACUCAUGGAAAGGGAUGAUGCCACACUGAUUGGAUGCUGUGUGUCAUCUUUUUAAAUGACACAAAAGUGUGAUGCAUUUUUUUUCUUUUGAGCAACUACUUUAAAUACUUUGCUUCCAUUCACAAAUCCUUUGGCAUCGGCAUUCUUUGAGAAAAUAAACUUGGUUUUCAAUCUCUGAGCAGUCACGACAGUUCAGAUGAUCCAGAAAAAUCUGCCCAUUUAUGCUGUGCCAUGAUUUGGUGUUGUAUGAAUUACUCUCUAGGUUGUAUUCCUUGAUUGGUCAGUUAGUGCAUCCUUCCUGACCAAAGGAACUUCAAACCUGUUGGGGCUGCCGUUUCCCAAAACCCAAUGGAUGUAACCCAUAGGAAGAGGGAUGAUGAACACAGUGUAAUUGCUAGCACUAUUUUCUUCCCCCGCUGAUUGACCGGUUUUGCAUAAAACUCAAGAAUCCAAGCCCAGGCCAACAUGCAGGAGGUGGGGAGCAUUUAUAUGCCAUGCUACAUGCUCAAAUAUUGAGGGCCUUUAGGACUUUGAAGGGUGGCUUGUCUUACAACGGUCCCCUCAAGAAAGCAGAAUUCUUGAAACAGGUAGCAUUUCAGAAGGAACUUUUAUUGGGUGACAGUUAUAGCAAAAAGAACAAGCAGGAUCUAAAGUUCCCACACUAAAAAAUUAGGCUAAAACUUGUUCGUUAAAACUACGGCUCAGUCCAACGCAGGCCAAUCACCAUUCACCCAUCUUGCCAAGGUAAGUGCUUCACUUCCUAGAAUGCACUGAAUCACAAAUAUCUAUUACUCAGCAUGGCAAAUCAGGUUGUGUGCACCUUGCAGUUGUGCAAAGUGUUUUGAGUUUUCCGAGUAAGUCCCAGUAUGUGGCUCUGCUCAAAAGAUUAAAAAAAGGAAAGGAAAUCUCCACCCCUGAUGCCUCCUGAGUAGUGUAUUGAGUGAGAAUCCAGACAUUCUCUAUCGGUUUAAUGUGGAAUCCACAUCUGGCCAAGAACCUCAGUUACUCUUCCCCCCCCCCCCCUCAAAAAUGCACUUCCCAAGAGGCACCACUGCCUGGAGGGCAAAUCAAACUGCCAAUUCAAAACAUUUAGGAGAAAAGGCAGUUUUCUUGAAUUAGUAAACCUGCUAAGAUGGAUGAAUCGCUCUAAUUGUUUGAAGUUCAAGAAAAAAGAUGUAUACCAAAAUGUGGCAGGGGCACCUAAAAUGGAACGGCCCAGGACCAAAAACCCGCCCUUAGAUUUUUGCACCCCUUGUGAAGAAUUUCAUUAAGGAAAUUUGGUAUCCCAGAAAGCUGCUGCUCUGAGCAGAAUACCCCAUUUUGAACUGACCAAGAGUCUUUUUCACAUAUUUCAUCAGCAAGAGUAAUAAUUGAAUUGCUACAAAUAGAAAUAUUUCUAUUUGCUACAAAUAGAAAUUAUCCAGCAAAUUUGGGGGUAGGGAGGAAUUUCACCAGAGUAAAGCAAAGUUCUCCCAACAAUUUAAGGACAAAACCAGUUAACUGUGAUAGGCAAGAAGGGGGGAGUGUCAAACUACAUGAUGGCAGCCAUGUAUUGCAUUUUGCAAGAGGCUGCCCCUGCAGUUUUGCUGCCCUCUGAAUGGUGCUGAAGGUC